This is a messenger RNA of Rotaria sordida, 1245 nucleotides long. The record is from the annotation of a GenBank genome assembly. NCBI's taxonomy places the organism in Eukaryota, Metazoa, Rotifera, Eurotatoria, Philodinida, Philodinidae.
AUGAAAGAAGAAAACAAUAAGUAUUCAUGUUUUGAAUGGAUUCAAUUAUUUGUAUCAAUUUCUAUUCCUGUCGCUAUUGGUGUUUAUACUGUAUUACAAAAUAACCGUGAUUUUGCAAUAGCAAAUCAUAAUCGUAAACAAGACCUUGAUAUAGCUGAUGAUCAACAACAAGAUUUAAUUCUUCAUGAAUGUCAAAAGACAUUAAGUAAAUUAAUUGAAAAAUAUGGUACAGAACUUAAUGAAAGUUCAUCCGCUGCACUUGUUGCUCGUUUUGCAGCACUUUCAGCAUUAAAUCGUCUUGAUUCUGAUCGACGAAAUUUUCUCAUUCGUUUAUUAUAUGAAGCUAAAUUAAUCACUUAUCAAUCGGAUGAUUAUCGAUCACCAGUUUUACUCCAAUCGGCUAAUUUAACUGAUUUAAAUUUAAUUGGUGAAUUUGAACGAAGAGUAUUAUUUCAUCUUUCAUUAGAAGAUACUAUUAUGACAAGAGCUGAUUUUCAUGAAAUUAAUAUCUGUGGUGCAAGAUUUAAUGGUGCUAUACUUAUUAAUGCUGAUUUUUCUUCGACUCAGAAUACUCCACCAAUGGAUGAUGAGAUUAGUAUUCUUAAAUAUAGUUCUUCACAAUUGUUUUUCAAUAAAGCAAACUUAACAUCUGCUUCAUUUUUUUCUGCUACAUAUGAUAAUGUUGAUUUUACUCAUGUGAUAAUGAAUAAUGCUGAUUUAAACAGAUUUUUCUGUUCUAAUUGUUUAUUUGAUUCUACAUCUAUGAUUAAAGUAAAUCUAAAAAAUGCAGAUAUUAAAUAUUCUUCAUUUAUGUUUGCAAAGCUUGAUUAUGCUAAUCUAUAUCGAUCAAAUUUUGGUUUAGAUGUUGAUUUUUAUCGGACGGAUGUGAAUCAUGUUAAUGGUGCUUAUACUAAUUUUAUACAAUGUGCAUUAAAUAAAACUAAGUUAAUGAAUUCAACAUUUGAUCAUGCUGUAUUUAUUAAUAGUACCUUUUCAAACGCAUAUAUGCAUAAGAUAUCAAUGAAAUAUAGUAAAAUAAUUAAUGGAAAUUUUACGGGUGCAGAUUUAAGUGAUAGUAAUUGGCAAUAUGCUCAUUGUCAACGAUGUAUAUUUAAUGAAGCAAAUUUUACGAAUGCUGAUUUGUUUGGUGCAACAUUUAUUGAGUGUGAUUUUCAAAGUUCUACGAUUGUGAAAAAACAAUUAACACAAACUGCUUCUUUAAAAUGGUCAAUACUCCCUAUGUGA